This is a messenger RNA of Aspergillus oryzae RIB40, 1128 nucleotides long. RefSeq lists its product as uncharacterized. The transcript is spliced from 6 exons. Bases 1 to 1128 code for a protein of 375 amino acids. Lineage: Eukaryota; Fungi; Ascomycota; Eurotiomycetes; Eurotiales; Aspergillaceae. The record is from RefSeq and is a predicted model, not a curated record.
AUGUCUCUGCAUUCUUUAGGAGAAGAGUAUGAUGAAUUUGCGGAAGCUCGUAGAAGAGCUUGGUGGAUGACGUAUUACUGCGUUCUCCAAGGGUCGAUUGUCAGCACAACUCCGCUAGCUAUUGUUGCAAACGAUCCUCAGUUUGUAACACCUUAUCCGCGCUUUGCCGCUGAUCCAGAUGGUUGGGCUGUUCUGAUGCAAGCUCAGCAAGUGCUGGUUUCAGCAACUCAGUUCGUAAUUGACCUGAACAAAUGUAUCUCAACAAGGACCAAUAUGCCUUACAUUUACGAACGGAUGCAGCAGCUCGACACAUGGGCGAGCUCAGCCUUGGCACAAUCUAACUUACUUCCUAUUGUUCCUCCGUCCAUGAACUGUGGCGAUGGCAUGGAAUUUACGACAGCUCAAAGUAUACGCUCAAUCUCACGGAUCAAGUUGUCCAGCGCACAGAUCAAAACCCACCGCUUUAGAGCAUUCUCAGACAUCCCUAUUUUCAUUAAGAAACAUUGUGACCUAACAGCAGCUAAUUCCAACAACUCAGCAGCAUGUAAUUCUGCCAAGGAUUCCAGAGUGCAGAAUGGAAUUACCGACAUUCGAUGCUCGUGUGGAGGUUUGGAACCAUUUCAACAGUCGUCAAGCGAAUACACCCCUUCUACCGCUUCAUCUACGUCCUCAGAUUAUCAGUCGAUCUCCCAAUACUCGUUCACUAGUGGAUUCCCCUUCAGCAUCCAACAUUCCGCCAAAGUCUGCCUUAGGGCUGCUCUGCUGAUCUCACGCAUGUUCCCAAGUCUACCCAUACCACAACCGAUUAUAAACGAGCCAAAGAGCCCGCAGGGGAUGACGUUACAACCGCCGAACCAGCUUCCUCGAACUAUGCCAUCAUUUGCCUGCUGUUUGAUGCAAGGCAGCUACGCUAUGCUAAUGAUAUUCUACAAAGCGCGCGUAGAAAAGCAGCUGUCACCAGACUAUGGAAACAAGACUACUCCUUCGGAUCGAUUGAUAGAAGAACUCCGGCAAGGACUAGAGCGAAUCAUUGCUACUGUAACCAACUAUGCAGCUGCUUUUGAGGCGUUAGACGGCAUGAGAGAUGAAAUCGAAGGUGCAUAUCAAACGGCGUUCCCUCAAUUAUGA